AUGCCAGGCCCGUCUCCGUAUCGCCAUACGCCGACAUCUUCCGUGAGCGGUCCAAGUGGAGGUUACCCCUUCCCGCCGACCGGCCCGCCUCAGGAAGCUGCCAGCCCUGUGCAACGACACCAACAAUAUCCACCGUCCAACGCGUUCCCCCCGAGAGAUGGCUACCCUCAUCCAUCUGGUGCAACGGCGCCUCAGUAUGCUCAACAGCAGCAACCGCCGCCAUCGCAGCAACAUAUACCUCAGACACCGCCCAUUGGGACCCCUGUUGGUGGGCAUCCAUAUCUCCAUCAGCGCUCACAAUCAACCCAUUCAACUCCUACACCUACAUCUGCCCAUAGUCAGCAUCCGCAGCAGCAGCAGCAUCACGGCCAGCCAUAUCCCCUUCACGGUAGUCCUGUGGCGACGGCGCAUCCGCCGCCCGAUUUCAAUCGGCAGCUCUCGCAGCCUCCGACCCCACUGGGCCCGCCCCAGACCGGGCCUCGACAAUCUUCUACUGCACCAAGCUUUACACAACCACAAAGCCCGUAUCAACAGAGACUGUCCGCCUCACACCUCGCCCAAGCCACACCUCCACCACCACCUCCACCAGUCCGCAUGCCCAGCUCCUCCCAUAGCACCCACGAACGAAGAUCAUUAUCACAUAGUGAACGCGACCGAAGCAUCAGCGUCAGUCCCAAGACGAGAAUACCGAGUUUGCCGAGCAGCAUUAGUGGGCAGACAGAACCCGAAGUGCGACCGCACCCAAGCGUCACCAACAUGGUGGAACCUGAACGCGAACGCGCUGCGACACCCGCCAAGAGAAAACUUGCCGACCGAGACUUGAGUCCCCGAGAAUUGGAAAGGAAGGAGCCACGACCACCGCCUGCCGAGCUCAAUGGUGGACCUGCCAUCUCUAGGUCGCCGGUGAUGCAACGAAAGAGGAAGAUUCACGCGACACCCCCCAUCUGGGCUCAGACUUGGAAUGCUCGAGAAAAUAAGAGGCUCAAGCUGGCCAAUUUCGAGCUCCAGAAACGAGGACCGCCGCACAUCAAUGGCAAGUCCGAGUCUGUCAAGCAGGAUAGUACCAGCCGCCACACCUCACCAGAGGCAACGCGGUCCACCGCUCCUCCAGUUCAGGAACCGCCGCCGCCGCCGCCGCCCAAGACCGAAGGUUUGCUUGGCCCUUGGGAGGAAAGCAUUCUUGGUAAUCGACCUUACGAAGAGUUGUCCAAGACGAUCGCCGAUUUCUUGUUCAAAAACGUCACACUCCAUCCCGACAGUGGGGAGAUAAUAGGACGUGGUGUGCAGUUCGAAAUUGAGGCCAAGAUGGGACAGCUCAUCGACAGAGAUACUAAUGAUCGUGUCGAGAGGGCGAUAGGCUCGGAAUGUGUUCUGCACGACACUGGGCGCCUGGCUUUCAGAAGCAGCAUGACCGAGGCUCAGCACAAAGGUCUCAAUGAAUUCCUCAACACUUUGGUUGUGCAGACAGAUCCCCGAAACCCCAACGCACGCGGCCGAGUACAAGUACAAUACAAACAUCGACGAGAGAUUGACAAGUUCUACGAGCUGCCAAAUGCUCUGCAGGCCCGUCUCCCUGGUUGCGUCCGUUCCCUCCUAGGUAACAGGCGUUCAAUCAAGGUUCGAGUCACACAUGACCAAAAGACGCAGCAGGUCCUGGCCAUGAUUGUCAAGGCCCGCGUAGCAGAUAUCCACUUACAUCUUCCCACAUGCCCACUCGACUGUCGCCUGAGCAUCAACCUCGAAAUGCCGUGGGACGGCUCCCUUGAGGAAUUGGAAAGCGUGGCUGUAGGUCACGCAGAUAAGUUCCCUGACCGGAACAAGGACCGUCUCAGCUACAAGCAAAAUCACUACCAGGUCGACUUGACGCAAGUGACACAAAUGAUGCCUGGUCCCGGAAAUACCUCACAGAUGAGCAAGGAGCACGAACUGGAAAUAGAGCUAUCACCCGAAAUCGUCAUCGAUCAACAACGCCGCGCAAUGAGAAACGAGCCGCAUCAAUACCAGCAACUCGUUGAGGCAUUCGUCGACAACAUUCGCGUCCUCGCUCGCAAAAGCCGCGAAUUUGUGUAA
Molecule: messenger RNA, 2070 nt
Organism: Colletotrichum godetiae
Lineage: Eukaryota; Fungi; Ascomycota; Sordariomycetes; Glomerellales; Glomerellaceae
Product: CYTH-like domain-containing protein
Exons: 3
Coding region: 1-2070 (689 amino acids)
Biological process (GO): 7-methylguanosine mRNA capping; polynucleotide 5' dephosphorylation
Cellular component (GO): mRNA capping enzyme complex
Molecular function (GO): polynucleotide 5'-phosphatase activity
Source: RefSeq, a predicted model, not a curated record